UUCUGAUUUCUAUAAAUAUAGUUACAUGGUUACUUGACUCCAGUGAAAGAGAGAAAACAGCAAGGCAAGAAGCUAUGAAGAUCAUUGUGGAACUGAAGAUGCUUCUUCUGUUCGCAUUCGUCAUCCUAUUUCUGAAGACUUCAUGUGUUUGUUCUUGGCUUAAUGAAAAAUGUCGUGUCUACAGUGAUGGGGAAGAAUUUCCUGUUAAAGCAUCCUCUGCUUCAAAUCUGAACAUUACUAUAUGCCGUAGUGUCACUGACAUAAAAGAAGACCUUCAAGGACUUCCUGCAAACCUACUAAAUCUCUUUGUUCAUAUGGACGGAGGCUGUCAUGGUGUCCUGGCUCCAAACUCGUUCUCAAGUUUUGCAUCUCUGGAACAACUUACAAUUUCUGGAUGCUUUUCAGAGAUCCCUCCAGAAGCUUUUAAUGGAUUGACGAACGUAACUUCACUAACAAUAUCUUACAACUUUUCAGAAAACUGCAGUAAAGUAGCUCUUGAUUUCAGUCACCUUCCGUCACUUACCAGUUUGUCUAUUUCAGACUAUAGUUUGUCGUUACUGGCAUCAAAUGUUUUUGAAACAAUUCCUCUUUUGCAAAACUUAUUUUUAGCUAAUGUGUGUUUGAGGGACAUGUCUGAGGUUUUGUGUCGGCUGUCAAAGGUUAAGGCUCUGAAGCAUUUUACUCUAAAGGAAUUUUUGUUAAAAAGACUUCAGUACCCAAACUGCUCUGUUUUCAACACAUCUAACAUAUCUACUGAGUUCAAUAUUGAAGAGGUGAAUUUGCAUUUUGCAACAGUAGAGCAUGUAGAUGAGGGGGCUUUAAAAGUUUUUGGAAAGCUCUCUAGAUUUGCUUUUUCUGUUUCAAGUACAGAUUUCCUCAGAAAUCUUUCUUUAAUUGGAGUGCAUAAAAUCAGAACUUUGGAUUUCAAAGUGGAUUUACUUAAUGUUGCUGACUUGUGUACAGCAGCAAAGUUAUAUGGGAUUAACUCUAUACAAGUUCAGUAUAAAACAACUAACUUUUGGCCAACUCAUACUAAUAUUUCUGGUGGCUGUAAAAAUAUUAAGGAUGUAAUGCUUGAUACAAUUUUAUAUCCUGCAAACCUCUUAGAUGUAAAUUGUGUUUUCCAGAUUUUCAGCAACCUCACCAUUAUUAGCAUAUAUAAGCAUGUGCUCAGAUCAGAUGAUUUCCAAACUCUGUGUGCUUCAUUUCCACAAACAGUCAAACAUCUUUCUGCCAUGGAUCUUCGAUUAAAGAAGGUGGAUACAAUAGUUUCUCACCAAUUUAUGUGUUUUCAAAAUCUUGAAAUUUUGAACUUUACCUUAAGCAAAAUUGUUGUUAUAGAGGAUUUUGCUUUCAUUGGAUUGAACAAGCUGAAAGAGUUAAACCUCCGUAAAAACAAAAUAUCUUCUAUUCAUCGACACGCAUUCAGUGGCUUACAUGAACUGAGGGUGCUGGAUUUGCAGGAAAAUUCAAUAAUUCACAUUGAGCCAGAAUCAUUAAGACAUCUUAUUAAGCUUAGCUCUUUUCUGUUGGGGGAACUUAAAUUUCCUCCUAACAUGUCACUGAUCAAGCUGCAUUUAUCUGACAUAUUUGGAGGAAUUCCACAUAAUUUAAGUAAUGUUUUCAUUAGCUCAGGACUGAGACCAAUGCACCUUAUGAUCGGGAGUAAUACUACACUAAAACAUGGGCUAAACCUGCACAUUAAAGGUCAAUAUGUGAUUGUUGAGGACUGCAAUAGUUUACUUUUAACAUCUGUAGUGACACUUCAGAUACAUGCAGCAUAUAUGAUCUGUGAAAAUGAAUUCAUUGGGAAAUAUGUGCCAUCAGUCGUCAGUCUGGAAUUUGAGUCAAUGUUCUCUGACAACAUUGGAGACUUGUCUGUAAUCAAUCAGCUUGUUCAUUUAAAAACUCUAAAACUGCGAAACAUUGAGUUUACAAAUCAGCCGAACGCGGCCAUAACGUUUCACAAUCUGACAAAACUGGAGACUCUGAUUCUGUCAAAUUGCAGAAUAUUCUUUCUAGAUGGAAGUCUGACCAAAGACUUAAAGGCACUGACAAAACUUUUGCUUUCCCCAAAACAUACUGUUAACAUUCUACAAAGUUUUGUGGAACAUCUUGUUCAUUUGGAAUACAUCCAUAUUGAUAGCAUAGAUCUGUACUGCAGUUGUGAUAAUGCAUGGCUGUUAUCGUGGGUGAAGUACAACAGGAAGGUGGAGGUUGUCGUGUCAAACCCCAGCAUGCAAAAUUUGCCGUGUUUUAUUGGCAAUGAAUUUGACCAACUCAACUUUGUCAGCUUUAUCAAGGAGAACUGCUCAUUUGACCUUGAAUUUGUGUUCUUCGCCAGCACUUCUGUGUUUUUGUGCAUCUUCAUUGUUGUGGUCCUGAUGUAUAAGUUUGUAGGCCAGUACUUGAAGCCGUUCUAUCACAUCGCUAGUGGAUGGUUUCGAGAGGCUUUGCGUAUGAAGGAACAACAGCAGUACCGCUAUGAUGCUUUCGUGUCUUACAGCGGUAAGGAUGAGCACUGGGUCAUAGAGGAACUUCUUCCAAACUUAGAGCAGCGCGGGCCUCCAUUUCUGCGUCUCUGUCUGCACAGUCGAGACUUUCAGUUGGGACACGACAUUGUGGAAAACAUCACAGACAGCAUCUACGCAAGUCGCCGGACUCUUUGUCUCGUCAGUCGCAACUACCUCAAUAGCAACUGGUGCUCAGUGGAGAUGCAGCUGGCCACCUACCGGCUCCAGGUAGAACACAGAGACAUUCUUAUCCUGGUCUUCCUAGAAAACAUUCCAUCUCGCUUGCUUUCCUCCCAUCACAGACUGGCCCGGCUGGUGAAAACUAGGACCUAUCUGGACUGGCCACAGGAGCCGGAGAUGCAUGAAGCAUUCUGGGACAGGUUGUGGUAUAAACUGAGCUCUAAUAAAGCCAACUAGACUUUCCUUCUGUUUAUUGUGAAAUUGCUUAAGAUAAUUACAAACUUUCUUUUGCAAAGUGAUCAAUAUUUCAGUAAAAGUUUAUUAGAUUUGAUGCUUAAAGAAAAUGCCUUUAACAUUUUUAAAACUUUUUAAAAACUGAAUAUAAAGGAAGAAGAAAGCAACUGUUUAAUUUGCAUUUUACUUGUUUUCUCAAACAUUUAUUGUAAUUAAAAGUAAUAACUAUUUUCUAAUAAUUUACUUUUAUAUAACAUGCUUAAUAAACUCAGUGUGAAUUCGCAAUAGUCUAUUUUCCUAUAUUUUUCAAUAAGUUGACCAUUUGAUGUAUGUAUCCUGCAGCAAACAGGAUGUACAUUUGCAUGUGUGUUUGUGCAAACUAGUUUCAGUUCAUUUAUUCAGAUGUUUACUAGAACACCUUGGUUUAGCUAGCACAGUUUUAGCCUUGUAUUUCUCAUGCAUGUGCCAGUUUACUGUAAACUGACCAUAUUAUGCCCACAUUCCCAAACUUGUAAUAUUAUUUGACACAUGUAUUUACAAUAUUAAGAUUAAUGCAUUGAGUUUUAAGAGUAGUGGUUAAUAAUUUAAGAAAAUUAUUUGUAUGUCUUGUUUUUUUAUUUGUUUUUCAAAUGUCACUUAGUGGUUGCAUUGGGUGCUAUAGUUUUUGACUAAAUUUAACUAAAUAUGUUAAUAAGUAUUAGAGUAAUGAGCCAUUGUUUUCAUAUUAUUUUAUUUUAUUUUUUCAUUAAAAGUACUCAAAAGGUUUAGAUUUAAUCUCAAGCAAUGUGUUUUUUUGUUUUUGUUUUUUGUUUUUACUUUUUAAUGUGUUGGUGAUCUUUACAUGCGAAACACAUAAUGAAUGAAUAUUCAAAUAUAUGACCUUAGAUUUUGACAUUAAUAGGCUGCAGAUUGAACCUAACCAUUAUGCUGACUAUAUUUGGUGUGUAACAUCCUGAU
Molecule: messenger RNA, 3884 nt
Organism: Danio rerio (zebrafish)
Lineage: Eukaryota; Metazoa; Chordata; Actinopteri; Cypriniformes; Danionidae
Source: RefSeq, a predicted model, not a curated record